This is a messenger RNA of Chara braunii, 5203 nucleotides long. Lineage: Eukaryota; Viridiplantae; Streptophyta; Charophyceae; Charales; Characeae. The record is from the annotation of a GenBank genome assembly.
UUUUUUUUUUUUUUUUUUUUUCGUUUUCGAAAAAAAUCUUUUCAGAAAUGCGUCCGGCCCCAAAUGUGGACCGUAUGGUCUUGUCAUAUGCACGCAUCGAGGGCGCAACAGGACUUCAACUGAUUGCCUCCCAGAUUCCUCCAGACACAGAAGAUGAUGAUGAGAACGACCCUCAAGCUGAAAACGACGAAGUGAUUCCGGAGAGCCCAGAUGCGAGGAUGCAAAAUCCAACGACCAAGGAAGGUUGUUACCCAGGAGGAUCCGUUUCUCAAGAGAAGCACCGAUUUCGGUGGAUGAAGGAUCGGGACGACGAGAGAGGAUCGCCGUGGAAACGUCGUCCCUGCAAUACUAGUGUCGGUGGUCCCGACACACCUUACCGGAGCUCUACCAGUUUCAGGUCAGUGAUGCCUCCCAGAAAGAGGGGUCGAUGGCCAGCGAAUCUUGGCGUGAAGCGUGUUAAUAACACGGUGGAAGGAAUGGAGAGCGAUGAGGGGGCUGAUGAGCUGGCAGAAGACGAUGCCAAGAUGCGGUCGGACAAUUGCGAUGAGCCUGUCAACUGCAGUUUGCAUUCGCCUGCGAGGUCGUCACGGUACCUGCACACAGGGAUUGGGAGAGAGAGGCUUUGGGAGGAAGGGAGAAGGGCCUCUGCUCAACGAUCCCUGGACUGGGGAGAAGACGACAAACCGGACAUAGGAGAUCGGGAUACUGAUGCUAAGGGGUCUUUGAUACUAGAAGGGCAUCCUGCUGGAAAAGCGCAGCCGAAAGUGGGACAUCAGCGCGCUGCCGUCCCCUCGGCAGACGCAGCAAAGCUGCAGGAAAGCGUCCUGGGAGCAAGGAGGAAGCAGGAACGAAGUCCUUCGCCUCGGAAGUAUGCAGCAAUUUCCGAGGAUCCGGUUGCAGAGUGGGAGAAGGAGAGGGAAAGGGAAAUUCUCAUGAGCGGUGUGAGAGUGUGUCCUCCCUGUCCCAAGAGUUCGUCGAGACCCCUCUUUUGGGCCAGUGAAGAUGCAAGCGAUACAGAGAGCGGGGAACUUGAAGUCCCUCUCACACACCCAUUGCCAGGAACACACUUCAAGAGCGUUACUACAUUGAACAGCAUGAUGGGAUCUAGAGGCAGCAAGGAGGCUAGAAUUCAGUCACUUGUGCGAAAUGGGCGACGGUCACCAAUUGCAGCUAGGAGCGCAGCUCAGCCCUCCCUGCAGACGCCAUUGAAGAGUGAGGAGAAUGUCAGCAAAACCUUUCUGAAGCGGAAGGAAAAAGAGUCGUGUAGGGAUGAAACACUUGUGGCAAGGGAUGAAAGGCUUCAAGCGAAGAAGAAGCUGCCUUUCAUAGAUGCUUGCGUGACAGAUGACGAGAAUAUGCCGGCGGAAGCUGCUGGUGGAAAAGACGCAGAGCGAUGGGAAAGCAGUGGGCGGGUUGGGAAAAUUAAGAACUGGAUGAAUCGUAGGUCCAGAUGUGGAGGUGCAGGCUCUGAGAACAGUGCACCUGGCAACCAGCAGAGUGAGAUGCUGGAGUCUACAGGGGAUGGCGAUUGUAGAGACGCGUCUGGAGUGCAAGGGCAUAACAGAAACACUGUGAGCAUGGCAAUGGAUACAGAGGCGCAGAGGCCGCAGAAGGAGAAAGAAGGAAAGGAUAACGGAAGAAGUGCUGUGAUGCGUCGUGACGAUUUUGAUCAGGGUUGCUCUCUGAGAACCACUGGAGCUCGUGAGGGAGUGUCGGGUGGAAGAUGUGCCAGCGGUGGAAUCACAAGUGGUGACAUCACUGAUAUGCAGGAGAAGAGAGAUGAAGAGAAGGUUGGGAAUGCAGAGAGAGAGAGGGAGCCACCCCUUGCAGUCAAGGGUGCCGGAAAACGACUGAGACCUGGGAAGGCAAAGCAUGGAAGUUGUAAGAACAUGGUUAAUUGUGAGAAUGACUCUGCUUUGUGCCAAAGCGGUGAAAGGAAAGGGCCGGGAGGUGCUCCCUUGGACAGUGCUUGCGACAAAAAUGGAGGGGUUCAUCGAUCCGGCAACGGUAGCACUGCCGCCAAAGCUGGUGAAGAUGCAGCUCCAGCAUGUGUGUUCUGUGGCCAAACGGGGAAAUCGCCUGUUGCUGGCGCUUUGCUUUUUCACAAAACAUCAAGGCAAUGUUGGCGUUCAUCGUUUUCAAAACAUGGCGAUGAUGACGAACAUGGCAUCCCUGGUGUGUAUGUGCACCGCUUAUGUGCCACCUGGGCCCCAAAUGUGUACUACAAGGGUGAUGAGUUCUGUAAUCUGGAGGCAGAGGUGAAUCGUAGCCGAAGGAUCAGAUGCGCUUUGUGUUCAAAACCUGGUGCAGCGCUUGGUUGUUUUCUUCAAAGAUGCCCAAAGAGCUACCAUUACGAGUGUGCGUUUUCUUCCGCUGGCUCGCGUUUCGACAAGAGUCACUUUGUUAUGUACUGCCCUGAGCAUGGGAGCAUGAGCUUCCCAUGGGAGUCGGAGGAGAAGGAAAAGCUUUCAUCCAGAAAAGGGAAGGAUGAGCGUAUUCCGAAGCGAAAGAGGUUGCAAGAAGUUGAGGCUACCAAACUGGAUGAUGGUUUAGGCGCCAAGAAGGGCCUAUGUCGAGACGCGUCACUUGUCUCUGCUCAGUCAUUACCCCUCUCAUUGGGUGCAGCCGUCUCCUCUCCAUCGCAGUCAGACCAAAGCAUUGUUCUGUGUUGCUCCGGACUGGACCCCAAAGAAAAGGAGCUGGCCUUGAAAGUUGCAUCCGUGACAGGGAGUGGCUUUGUGAAACAGUGGUCGCCUGCUGUGACGCACCUUGUAGCAGGCAUAAACACUCGGAAGCGUGCAAAGCGCACACUGAAGUUCAUGUUUGCUGUCCUUCAUGGACAAUGGGUACUCAGUCCUCAAUGGCUGGUUGCCUGCAAAGAGGCUGGCAAACGCGUUGCCGAAGAACCAUUUGAAGUUAUCGGCGAGUUGCAUGGAACCACAGGCGGGCCCUCACAAGGCCGUUCCACUGCCAUGCCUAAAAUCAUGAUAGUUUAUAAUGGUAUUGUAACUGUGAAGCAGCCGAGGAGGCUGUCUUCAGAUGCAGCUGAGGGCGGAAACGCAUUCUGCCAACAAGGUUUGAAUUCUGUGUCACCUGCGGUCUCUCGAUGGAAGGGAGCUGAAGCCUUAGCACACUCACUUGGAGCCGAUGUUGUUGCUGUGUCCCAUAUGUGGUUGCUGGACACUGCUUCCAUGUGCCAGCUCAGAGACGCAGCUUUGUACAGUGGGCCACCAUGUUCCAGGUGAUGACUCAUUCAUUCCAUCAACACUUACGAUCAGGAAUCAGACUUUGGGUAAUGUUAAACCACGAGUACAUUGAAGCUUCUUGUUGAGCAGUGCGUGCGUCCCCUGGAGCGGCAAGUUUUGCCGAAUGUCCGCGGGGCGGCGUGGGCUAGCUGCUUUCUCUCUUCUUUAGGGCCGAGCCUCUGCACUUUUCGAAAUGAGCGAAUUUUGUCUCGCAAGUUUUUGCCGGGGGCAAUGUACUCGCGGCUUAACAAGGCGAUUAGAAACCGUAUGUAAUCCAAAGUGUUAAACAUUACCGACCAGAAGAGUAGAGGGGAAUGGAGGCACAAAUGAAUGAAAUCUGCUCUGCACCCAGGAUUGAACUCUGUCUCAAAUUUCAAUCACUGUAUAUCUUGGUGGGUGGGAGCUGCAGCCUUAGCGUAUGCUCACGGGAGGGAGAAUGUCGCUUCUGUUCCGCUGUGGUCGCUGGACUGUACUUCUGGACUGUACUUCUAUGUAGUACAGAGCAGAAAGAUAGCAUUGUACAAAAGACCAUCGUGGUCGAGAUGCUGUUGAAUACACUUUCCAUCAGGGAAGUAAUGUUAACAAAAAUAACAAGCUGAUUACAUCAUGUCCUUGUUCCGCAUCAGCCUUGAGUCUGACUCUACAGAGUAGGGUACUGCUGCAUUAGGGCAUGCCAUGUCUUGAUUGCAUCAUGUGCUUGUUCUCAGUAUGCGAGGGAGGAGGUGAGUCUCUGCGCUGGUGCUAAUGAGCAAUCUUCCGUGCUGGGAACAGAGGUAGAUUACUGUCAUGUUGGGCUAAAUCCCCCCUCUUCCCUUCUCCUCUUCCCUCCAACACUCCCUUCCCCCCUCCUCUCUCUUUCUGCUUAGUUAGUGUGCCUACACUAAAGUCACAAUUUGUGCUUGUGGCUGUAUUUGUGGACACAUGAGGAGAGGAUUAGGCCAUGGCAUCUCUUGAUUGCAACAUGUGCUUGUUCCCAGUGUACGAGGGAGGAUUUGAGUUUCUGAAUUGGCGCCAAUGAGCAAUCUUCCCUGCUGGGGACAUGAGUAGAUUACUGUCAUGUCUGGGCUAAAUCCUCCUCUUUCCCACCUCCUUUCCCCCCCCUUCCCCCCUUCUCCUCUCUCUGCACAGUAGUAGAUACUAGGAUGAAGAGUGUGUAUACACUAAAGUCACAACUUGGGCCUGUGACUGUAUACACUAAAGUCACAACUGAUGUACAGGUCAACCGUUCUUGUAUGCGGCAUGGAGCCAUUCUUCCAUCUAGACGGGCUCCGCAUCACAGUAGUUCGCCGAGCACAUUUUCAGUCGAUGAAUCUUUCUUUGCUCAUAUCGUGGUACAAAAAGGGGACCUGGAGGAGGUUCAGUGCCGUUGCCAAACGCGACUCUUUGAGUUGCGGUAGUGGCAGGGGUGUGCUUUGCUAAACACAAUUAGGUUCUUGCAAAGGGGCUGCGAGUUUUUGGGGCAGUAUGGCAAAAAAGGAAGUGGGCUGGGAUUGUAUGGCAAGCCAAUGGUUUAGCUCUUACAGCCGAGGUUUGGGCAAGCCGAUGGUUGGGCAAAAGGCUUUUUUUUUUUUUUUUUUUUGUUGGGCAAAAGGCUAGUGACUGCUAGUUAAAAAAACUAGGUUUGUGGAUAUGAUCUUUUCACAGCAGAAUAUUACAUGGCUGUUCGCAGCAUUUCGGUGAUGAUAUUGUGAAAUGCCUCAGCAUCUGCUCACCAUGAUCCUGAUAGCACUUACUUGAAGCUGCGAUUGGGUUUACGACCUUCGUAGUCGGAGUGCAAUAGGUACGCAAUGCAUGCAUGCAUGGAAGAAAGUGAGGGUGGAGUUUGCAUGCUCAGCUGUGGAUGGAUGGAUGGAUGAAUCAUGUUCUGGAUGUUCAUUUUCGAUGUCAUCAACCUGCGCCAUGGAUGGAUGAAUCCUGUAGGUAUGCACUGCAUGGGUGGGAGAACGUUGCGCAGAACU